AUGGAAUCCGAACAAAAACCAUCAGUUUUAUCUGGAAUUAUAAGAAUGCAGCUUCUGACAGAGAAGCUAGCAAACUUACAAUCAGGCCUGCAGCAGGACAAGAAAUCAAGAGAAGAUGUAAAUAUGUUCAAAAUUCAAAACAUUGAAACAAAAGUCCAGCAAAACAAAACCAAUGAAGACUCACAGUUUGCAGUAUUUUUUAAUUUAGAAUAUAAAAGAAGCCGUCAUAAAAUAUCAAGAAGAGCUUAAUAAUGAAGUGAAGCUUCUUGAUGAAAUAGAUACAAAUAAAUCUAAAGACAUAAGACUUAUUGAAAAUAACUUCAAUAUUGACAUCAAUAUAGAAAAACAAGGAUAUAAAGAAUCUAUUACAAAGCUUGGGAAUACUGAGGAUGAAAAAUUUUUUGAAGUGAAGCUUGAAGUAGCAAGAUCUAAAAAGUCACGUGAAGAUGCUGAUGAAAGUAUAAUGACAGAAUUUGCUCAAUCAAUAGCAAAAAUAAAUAAUUUGGUUGAAGAAGAGUCAAAUUUAAGGGAAGAAGGCUAUAAUAAAUUAUUGCAAAAUAUCGCUGAUGAUAUAGCAAAAUAUUAUAAGGCGGUAGAACAGCAAACAAAAAUUAGAGAAGAAUUGAACGGAGUUUUUAGUAAGAUGGUGGAAAAUUUCCAAGAAAAAGUUAAAGAGGAAAUUAAUAAAGAAAGGCAAGACAGAGAAAAAUCAAUAGAAACGCUAUUAAAGUUGCUAGAAGACACUUGCAAUAGAGUUGAAGGAGUUUUUUCCCAAGUCCCAGAUAAAUAA
This is a messenger RNA of Blepharisma stoltei, 790 nucleotides long. Lineage: Eukaryota; Ciliophora; Heterotrichea; Heterotrichida; Blepharismidae. The record is from the annotation of a GenBank genome assembly.